AUGGGGGCUCCGAACGUGGUGGGUCUCAGCGGGUCAGCUGCUGCUUCAGGGUUUGCUCCCGUCAUGUUUGAGUGGCAAGCAAUAAUUGCACUGAUUGCUCUUGGUUGGAUAUUUGCUCCCAUUUAUUUAGCAUCAGGGACGUACACGAUGCCAGAAUUCCUUCAGAAGAGAUUCGGAGGAGCGAGGCUGAGAAUCUGCUGCUCGAUCGCCCAACUUCUCAUCGGAGUCAUCACCGGUAUAUCGAUGGAGAUUUAUGCAGCCAGUAUUUUCCUGCACAAACUUUUGGGAUGGAAUGUUUAUUUGUCGACAGUAAUAAUUCUCGUAAUCACCGCCAUUUAUACCAUUGGAGGAGGCCUAACAGCUGUUAUAUACACAGACACGUUGCAAGCGGUCAUUCUUGUCGUUGGAACCGCUGUUGUCAGUGUUAAAGCUCUGAUGGAAGUAGGAGGGUACAACUCUAUGUUGGAACAAUUUCAAAAAGCAGCUUCCAAUAUGACAUACGUAGAACAUCAACUCUACAACAACCUCUCUUGUGGUUUUCCACCUGCCGAUUCAUUCCACGUUUUCAGAAGCACCGAAUCUGACUUCCCAUGGCCUGGUGUUGUCUUUGGAAUGAUACCCCUGGCUAUUUAUUGCUGGUGCACUCAACAGGUGAUCGUGCAACGAAAUUUAUCAGCGAAAACAGUUAUCCACAGCAAAGUGGGAUGUUUGUUGGCUGGGUACCUGAAGAUCCUUCCAUUCUUCCUCUUCAUCAUUCCUGGCAUGAUAAGUAGAAUUCUGUAUCCCGACGAUGUUGCCUGUUCUUCUCCGGAAAUAUGCCAAGAAAAAUGUGGGAACCCAGCUGGAUGCACCAACAUCGCCUACCCAAUGCUGGUUUUGAACAUUCUGCCAAAAGGAGUCAAAGGUCUGAUGUUGGCGGCUCUCCUGUCUGCACUGAUGAGUUCAUUAACAUCGUACUACAACAGCGGUUCCUCGCUGUUCACACUGGACAUCUAUUCACAUUUCAGAAAGAAAGCAUCUGAACAUGAAAAAGUUUUGGUCGGACGAUUGUUCGGUCUCUUUUUAGUGUGCUUGAGUGUAGCUUGGCUGCCCAUUCUGCAGUCUGUACAAGGAAAUCAGCUCUGGAAUUAUACCCAAGCUAUUUAUUCUUACUUGACUCCUCCUUGGACGGUUGUAUACCUGUUGGGAAUGUUCUGGACACGUGCAACUGAACAGGGUGCAUGGUGGGGGCUGAUAGUUGGAUUGGUCGCUGGCCUCAUAAGAAUGGGUCUCGAUUUCAGUUACAAAAGUGCUCACUGCGGCGGUUCUGAAAUAGUUGAGAGACCAGAUAUUCUUGAGAGAGUCCACUUUUUGGUGUUCGCCGUCAUCUUGUGCGCCAUCACGUUCAUAGUCAUGGUGGCUGUCUCCUUCAUCACGCAAGGACAAUCAUUGAAGGAGUUGGAAAGAGUUACUUGGUGGACCAGGAAAAGCAAAUUAUCUCUCAACUUGACAGAUGGCAGGAUUCGGGAGACCGAAACAAGCCUGGUUGGGCUAAAUGAAGAAAAUAAUAGUUCUUCUUCGCCUGUUAAGAAGCAUCCCUUAGCGUGGAGAGCAUACGCUUUCAUGUGUGGAGCAACAUUGGAAGAUGACCAGAAGAUAAUGUCUGAAGAAGAAAGAAUGAAAGUAUACAGAGAGAUGACGAACGUCAAUGAAGAUCCCUUCUGGUCACGAGUUUGCGACAUCAAUGCACUUAUCUUAUUAGCCAUUCUUUGUUUUUUAUUUGGUUUUUUCAGUUAG
This is a messenger RNA of Helobdella robusta, 1776 nucleotides long. RefSeq lists its product as hypothetical. The transcript has 13 exons. Gene Ontology annotation, cellular component: plasma membrane. Lineage: Eukaryota; Metazoa; Annelida; Clitellata; Rhynchobdellida; Glossiphoniidae. The coding region runs from base 1 to 1776 and encodes 591 amino acids. Gene Ontology annotation, molecular function: D-glucose:sodium symporter activity. Gene Ontology annotation, biological process: transmembrane transport. The record is from RefSeq and is a predicted model, not a curated record.